AUGCCGGAAGAAGGACCACCACAACCACAACCCGCUGCCCCAGUGACUGCCGUGGUCUGCCCCGGCCCAUUGCGGCAACGCGACCCACCCAUCUUCAGUGAAGGAACUGCAGCAGCCGUCACGGACAAUGACAAUACCACUUUGUCGCUUCCAGCGGUUCACGAAACGGUUGAUGACACAGAAGCAGACGUUGUUGAAGCCGGCAAUGACGAUGUCGUCGCCGAAAAGGACUUCGUGGCGCGGGAAACUACAGUGUGUGGUAAGGCAGAAGCCGCGCCCCGAUCGCGUUUACCGCAGUCAUUUACGUACGUCUGCGGAGUUUGUCUUUUCCAGUCGAAGCACAGGGAAGAAGCCCUGGAACAUGUCAAACGUCACGACAGUGUUCCCGACCAUGCUCGCGCUUCCGAGAUCAACAGGCCUCCAUCGAAGGGAGCAGCCGUGCGCGACAAUAUCGUCAUACCGAAAGUUCUUCGGCCGAAGAAGAAGGCUGCAGUCUUCAAGUGCACCGAAUGCAGCAAACAGUUCCCGGCCGACGGUCUGUUGCGGAUUCACGUACGCAUAUACCACGGGGGUCCACUGCAAUGUAAGCACUGUUCGUCCAAGUUUCGCAGCGAGCAAGAGUUGGACAAGCACAUGCAAAGUGACCAUCUUGAUCGGGCGCCGUACCUGUGCUCGUACUGCGCAAGCGCCUUUUUCAACGCCGACAUGUUGGCGGCGCACGAAGUCAAAUGUCCCGUCGCCAGGCAACAGAGGCAGACAGUCGCCUGCCAGCUGUGCAAGUUCACGACGUCCGAGGCGAGCAGCCUGUGCCAGCACAUCCAGGAGGCACACACCGAAAAGGUGAUAUACACGUGCGAGCCUUGUGGUCACCUCUCACUCGACUUCAGUGUACACCAAGAGCACGUCAAGAGCCACGGACCAGACGGGAAGGGCCCAUCGCGCAGUCCAGCCCCGACAUCUCGUGGUGGGGAGUCCGUACAGUGUCCCCUGUGCAAGAAGGACUUUAAGAACAGCCGCACGCUCAAGGAGCACAUAAAGCGCCAUCCAAGGUCUGUGAGACACGUGUGUGAGCUUUGUGGUGAGGGAAUCACAAAAAAUGUGGCGCUUAUCAAGCACCUGAACCGACACAACAAGGAGGCGGCGCGCAAGUACCAGUGCCUCUUCUGCAGUAAGUGCUUCCAGACGACUUUCAGCGUGAGCCGCCACAUGAAGAACAUCCACUUGUUUGAUCACGAGCACGGUUGUGAGCUCUGCCCGCACAAAUUUGCGACAGUCAAAGAGAAGGCGGACCACAUGGCCAAGGCUCACGUAGUAGCUAUGCCGAAGGGCAAGCGUGUCCACAAGUGCACCGACUGCAAUUUCGAGACCGAGAGCUUGGGUCGAUUUGAAAGGCACAGGGCGUCGCACACAGGUGUUUAUCCCUAUGAGUGCAGUGAAUGCCCCAGGCGUUUUGCAGCCAAGGAGGAGCUCAGCCGACACAUGCACAUCAUCCAUCCCAAGGGCCAGCAGAACUGUCCACAGUGUCCAAGGCUCUUCCAGGACCAACUGGAAUUUGACACGCAUCUACAGUUGCACCACGAUGGCCAGUCACAUCCAUGCGAAGAGUGCGGCCAUCACUUCGAGAACGCGCAGGCACUUCUCGAGCACCGCAACAAGCGACACGACCUGACCCUGCCUUACGAGUGCCGCCUCUGCCACCAACGCUUUUGCAACAUCGGCCAGCGGGUGACGCAUGUCCGCAAGUAUCAUCCGCGGGUGCUGCUCAAGUCUCACGUGUGCGACAUAUGUGGCUCGGCAUUCCGCUACCAAAGUGGCCUGGCCGUGCACAAGCUCGACAAGCACACCGGACGCACCGAGGGGCGUCUCUUCGAGUGUGAAUACUGCGGCAAGGUGUUUGGACGCAGCAAUGUGCUGGCCAUGCAUCUUCGCCUGCACACUGGCGAGCGGCCCUACCUGUGCCAGCACUGUGGCCUGACCUUCCGUAACCCCACCAACCUGAAGUAUCAUACUGUCAACAUGCAUACCAAAAACUACGCCGUUUCCUGCCCAAUCUGCUCCCGCGGGUUUGUCGUGCGACGAAAACUUGCCAAGCAUCUCAUGCAGGUGCACAAAGUAACCGGCAUGGUGAACACAUCAUCACGAAAGGGCCGUGGCAAACCAGUCUACAUUGAACACACCACAGUGCCUGUGGUGUCGGCGGAGACCGGCGACGACAUGGUGCUUAAUGUGAUGCAGAUUGUGGACACUGCCGAUCAGGGGGUGACUGCCACAGAACUCAGCCACGCAGUCACGGAACUCGAUAGUGACGUCACUACGACCGAAGACACGGUGCUAAAUUACUACUAA
Dermacentor albipictus is the source of this 2346-nucleotide messenger RNA. NCBI's taxonomy places the organism in Eukaryota, Metazoa, Arthropoda, Arachnida, Ixodida, Ixodidae. The record is from RefSeq and is a predicted model, not a curated record.